Agrilus planipennis (emerald ash borer) is the source of this 3592-nucleotide messenger RNA. RefSeq lists its product as uncharacterized. The coding region runs from base 315 to 2843 and encodes 842 amino acids. Lineage: Eukaryota; Metazoa; Arthropoda; Insecta; Coleoptera; Buprestidae. The record is from RefSeq and is a predicted model, not a curated record. The transcript is spliced from 15 exons. Gene Ontology annotation, cellular component: plasma membrane.
ACAAAUACAGUCGUUUCCUCAAUUCUGCCUAGUGCGGUUUACUCUUCGGGGGUUGUUUUUCGAGUUGAUGCGCUUAAAGGAUUAGACGCAGAAGAAAAGGGAGAACUAAAUCGCUUUAUGGACUUUCGGGGGGAGAGGACGGAGUCCUUUAUGAAUUCUGAGCAACUACCACUUUUAUGCAACAUUGAUACUUCCUAAGAAUGCACAAUGAACAGAAGAAGGUUCAAGUAGCGCGAGUGUGAUACAGAAAGAAAGAAAGAAAGAGAAGAAACGCCGAGAGAAAGGGAUAAAAAGCAAAAUUGACGGGUCGACCAAUGCUCAGAACAAUAAUCCAUGUUUGUAUAUGUCUCCUACCAAUUAUCCUUCUUCGUGAAGCCAAAGUCGAGGAUGAAGGUCGCUAUUACUCACCUAUACAUUUCACCGAAGGAAUGGUCGAUUUGUGGACAAAAAGUUUACGCGGUUGUCAAUGCCCUUUUAACACCACGUCAAACGAUUGUGCGUGUUGUGAGAAAAAUGGGGGAUGUCACUGUGGAAGUGCUGUUCCAACUCGAUGCUCUCAGUGUGGUCUACAACAAUAUUGUGGAGGAAUGUGCAAUGUCACCAUUCAAAGUUCGGAUAUACAGAAGCGGUCUAGGAAGUCAUUCGGCCAAAUAAAGCCGAUACCAUUGGACGGCCCCGGGGUUUGUAUAUUCACAUUGAUCCCUACACCUCACCAGAGGGUUGAAAUACAACUCUACCGGUUCAGGAACAUCGGAUACUUCAAUGGAACCAGUUGUGUAGGGGGCUAUAUACAGUUAAUAGGUGGAAUUGAUAGCGUUAAUGAAACUGACGAAAAGAGAUUUGAUCAAUUUUGUGAUCGGGAUGAAAGGUUUCGACCUCCCCUGGUUUUGUUCGCUGAUGGAGGCCGAGCACAUCUUAUAUUUCGUAUUACAGAAAAAUUCAGAACUCCAUCGGACUUCUUCGCUUUCUUUAGUUUCACGUCAAUUAAUGAUAAAAGUGUUGGAUUUCAACCAAAAGGUGGAAUGAAAUUACAAACGUCAAAUUGCGACUGGUUAUAUGAAGACGCUAAUUGUAAGUCUGGUUGUACUUUAGCUAGUCCAAACUACCCUGGUCCUUACCCUUCCUUCGUUAACUGUACUUACACUAUAAGCACGUCAAGUGAAAAUGUUUGGAUCCGAGUGUCAUUUUAUAUUUCUACCCCCGAUAAACAAUGCCUCACAGAUAAUAUCUCCAUUUAUCAGGGAUUUUCCGAUAUACCGGUGGAGGUUCUUUGUGGAUACAAGAGACAAGUGUUCAACUUCUAUGGUCCAAAAAUUAGAGUAGAAUUUCGAUCAGGCAGAAAAAUACCUCCAUUCAAUUUUUAUAGAGGUUUUAAAGCAAAAUUAUCUUUUUAUGAGAAAGAUGCCUCGGUAACGUUGCCUAUAACCAGUCCGAGUGUUAGUCUAUAUAAACCCUCCACUUCUACGCUUCAAAGCACAAUGCCUUACACAACUUCACUACCUGAAGAUUUCUUACCAUGUGAAAUUUUGAUAUCUGGUAAUAAUACCAGAUCUGGUCACUUUGAUACACGCGAACUCGAUUGGCACUCUUUAUGCCGAUGGACUUUCAAAGGACAUCCUACUGAUGUUGUACAUAUCUCUCUGUUCAAUUAUCGUCUCAGAGCGCCUUCCUGUAAAUCUGUAAUAGAAGUUUUCAAUGGUUAUAUGGAAGAUUCGAAAAGGCCUAUGGAUAGGAUUUGUAGUCCAGAGACUAGUCAAAGUACUUCGCCAUCAACCAGUCAAAGAUCUUAUCUAUCUAAAGGAAACAUCAUGGUGAUCAUAAUGCGAAGACCUACAGCCCCCCAAUCCACCGACGAAGCUGAAUUCAUAAGUCUUCGAUAUUUCUUCCAUGAUGAACAAAUAAGCGGAACUAUGCAACCCGAAAGUUUAUGCGAUGUUGUUUAUUAUGGAUCAAAAAGUCCUUUGGCUGGAAUGAUGGAGAACCCAACGUCCAAAUAUUUUUUCGUAGUGGGAAGAUUGAUAUGCAAACAAGUGUUCAAACCGUCAGCGAAUCAAAGUGUCGAAUUAACCAUUUUAGGAAUGGAAAAUGUUUCUAAAAAAGCUCAGUGUAUGACAGAGUGCGGCGAUAUCACCGGCUGUCUAUGUGUUCCACAAAGUAGUUUAGAUGAAGUAGAUCACUUACUAAUAGUUGAUGAAAAUGGCCUUAAUGUUGGAUGUGUUUGUGGCCAGUUCGAGAAGGACUGGUUCCCUAUUAGUGUCUAUUCUUGGAAAACACUUACAAUUAUUUAUUCUAUCGCCGAUUAUAAAGGAAAAGAUAAAGGAUUUACUUUUUCUGCGUCAUAUUCAUUCAAUCAGGAUACCUCUUGCGGAGAAAAAUUUUACACGUUACAUUCAGGAGAAAUUACACCCAAAAACAUUUCUAAAUUGCACUUCAACCAAUACUUUUAUCUUAGUUGUGGAUGGAUUCUUCAUUCCAAUGUAGAUCGCCAGCUAGAUAUAGAAAUAAGUUCCAGUCACAAUCGGCCAUGCAGCUCAUGGAAUAUUAGUAUAUGCGAAUAUAAGGCUGACGCCAAGGAUUAUUGUGGUAAACUUCUAGACACCUAUUGUUCUAGAAAUUUGAGCGACAAAGUUUACAAUUUGCAAUGGAAAAUAAACGCGGUAGUUAUAAGGUUGCGCUCGUUUAGUAGAAAAAUGCCGGAAUUCCGGGUGAAGUGGAAAGCUCAAGUGAACCAUUGGAACAUAAAGUAUGGGUCCACAACCCCCACUCACAACUCGUCAACGAAACCCCAUUUCUGGUCAAUUACAGGCCUACUAUUUGUAGUGUUCUUAUAUUUUUAUUUGUAAAAAAAGAAAAAUUAAUAAUGUACACAAUAAAUAUCAACAGAUCUGAUGUUAAAUUCGUUGUUAACUGUUGUAUCGGUGGAAAAAAAUGUUGUCGACACUACAUUUGUAUGAUACCAAGGCUUAUGGUACAAUAGGCUGAAAUGAAAAUGAUACAUGUUCUUCUGUGCGAUCUAAAUAAGGGGCUGCCGAUAAACUAUAUACCUAUGGACCCCUCCCCAGAACAACACGGUUUUCUUAAUAUUUUCAAAAUAAAAUUUCCAUAGAAUUUUAUUUUAGAUAACAGCAAAUGUUGGACGUUGAUUAGAAGUUUCACUUCAUUUAACAAAAAAAAAACACUUAGGCAUCAACUCCCUCCCGCAUAUGGUUCACAAUAGCCUUUUACUCAACCCCCCUCCCUUACAAAGCUAUAUUUGUUUAUGGACACCCCCAAGUAAACUGUCAAGGUAUAACAGAUACAAAGGAAAAUGUGAUUUUUCUUUACUUGAUUUGAGAAAAUUAAAUGUUUUUUUUUGGUUUCAUUUGUAUAAAUGUAGUGUCAACAGGUGCACUCCAUUUGUUGUAUCUAACACACAAUCUUUAGGUUUUUCUAGGUACACCGGUGUUAAAAAAUCUAUAUGUAUUUUAUUUAAAGUACACCUUAGUUAUGGAUUGCAAAAUAUUUGACGAAUAUUUUUCCUGAGAUAUGCUCAAAGUUGUAAUCUUGCUAGUCCUGUAAAUCUAGCACCUAAUUGUCAAUGACGAUUGGUACU